AUGAGCCUUUGCCCUACAUCACGACAAUGGACUCAGCUGCCAAAAUAUAUAGCAGGGUCAUGCAGAUUACAUAGAACAACGUCACAGCUCCUCCAUCAUCGGCAAAUUCGCACUGCAACCACUGCCGCAGAAUCCCAAAGCUCAGGAGAAACCUCGUCUUUGAGGUACCCCAACCCUCCCUCGAGGGAGCAUUCUGAUAUCCCGAGCUACUUGUCAUAUGUCGAGCGUACAGGCUUGGACACCACUACCACUACCUACGUGGGCACUCAUUAUGAAUAUACUGUAGCCCAUACGCUUGAGAGAUUCGGUUUUGAGUUGCGACGCGUCGGCGGCUCUGGCGACCAUGGCAUCGAUUUGCUAGGGACAUGGUCUGUUCCCUCAACACCCACGCCUCUGCGCGUCUUGUUACAAUGUAAAGCCUCGUCUGUCGCCUCAACAGCUAGGAUUGGUCCCGCAACCAUUCGUGAACUUGAAGGAGCAUUCGUUGGUGCCCCUCCUGGGUGGCGUGGCGGCAAUGUGGUCGGGCUUCUGGUCACCCAGAAAACCGCAACCAAAGGCGUGCUCAGGACCGCCAACCCCUGGAAGGUCGUGAUGAUCCUUGAAGAACUCGGGCUUCCUUACAAUCAGGUUUUCGUCGACCUGGCCGUUAUCAAGCAAGAGCCUUUUACCAAGAUUAAUCCCAACGGCCGAGUACCUGCCAUCGAGGACCCAAACACGGGGAUUACGCUCUGGGAGAGCGGUGCCAUCGUUGAAUAUCUAGUGGAUACUUACGACAAGGACCACAAGAUCAGCUCAGCCUCUUUCCCCGAAAAGUACCACGAGAAGCAGUACCUGGCAUUCCAGAUAUCCGGCCAGGGCCCCUACUACGGCCAAUACGCCUGGUUCAAGAUGUUCCACCCUGAGAAGGUCGAAAGCGCAAUUCAGCGCUACCAAGAAGAGACAUUCCGCGUGGUCAGCGUGCUGGAUAACAUCCUUGAAGGAAAAGAAUAUCUGGUUGGUAAUAAGGCUUCGUACGCCGAUAUUGUCUUUAUCGCUUGGGAGCAGGUCAUGCACUUUGUCCUCCCGGACCAGUUGGACCGCUACAAAGGUUUCAAAAACUACUGGGCGUGGUUCGAGAGGAUCACCGCUCGACCAGCUAUCCAAAAGACCAUCAAGUUGAAGGAGGAAGCCAUGGCUCAAGAGGCACACUGA
Messenger RNA from Truncatella angustata, 1191 nucleotides. Its product is annotated as glutathione S-transferase. Lineage: Eukaryota; Fungi; Ascomycota; Sordariomycetes; Amphisphaeriales; Sporocadaceae. The transcript is spliced from 3 exons. The record is from RefSeq and is a predicted model, not a curated record. Bases 1 to 1191 code for a protein of 396 amino acids.